GUCCACGCUUCUCUUUCAAUGACCGACACGGACCGCCUUUGUGCUGCUGCUGCUGCCUCCACGUGUGACUUGGCGGAUGCGAUUGGAGGCUCAAACUUCUGUCCGAAAUGACACGGUGGGGCUGGUGACGGCGUGAGCGCGGCACCGAGUGGCGGAGCGAUGGACAGCUACGAGAGCUCUGACGAGAGAGGCAACAGCAGCAGCAGCUCGGAGGAGAGUGAAGAUGAGGUGGUGCAGACUCCCCCGGCCAGCCUCCCCGUCAUCAAGACCAAUGGGCAGGUGUAUACCUAUCCUGAUGGCAAGUCGGGCAUGGCUACCUGUGAAAUGUGUGGCAUGGUCGGUGUGAGGGACGCGUUCUACUCCAAAACAAAGCGGUUCUGCAGCGUGUCCUGCUCGCGUAGUUAUUCCUCCAACUCGAAGAAGGCCAGCGUCCUCGCCCGCCUACAGGGUAAAUCGCCAUCGAAAAAAGCCAAACUGCUGCCAAAACCGAUGGCACCCAAGCUAACGCAAAGCAGCAUGCUACAGGCUACGUUGCAGAGUCAGGCCAAGCGCAAAUCAAUAAAAACGUCGUCGGAUGGCUUUGAAUGGGGGCGCUACAUCUGGAAGAACAGUCUGACCGCAGCGUCCGUCGGCUGCUUCAAGCACGCUCCCAUGGCGGAUCAUUGGGGGGACAUCACGGAGGGCAUGAGGGUGGAAGUGGUGAACACUGACUGCGUGGUGUCCAGCAAGGUGUUCUGGAUCGCGUGGGUCAUCAAGCUGGCAGGUUACAAGGGUCUGCUCAGAUACGAGGGUUACGAGAGCGAUUCCAGCCGGGACUUCUGGUGCAACCUCUGCACGCCGGAUGUGCACCCCAUCGGCUGGUGCGCAACCAUCGGCAAGCCGCUUGUCCCGCCGCAGACGAUCAUGCACAGGUGCUCCAACUGGAAAGCGUUCCUCGUUAAGAAAUUGACGGGCUCCAAGACUCUGCCGCCAGACUUCCAAGCUAAGGUGCAGGAGAGUCUGAGCUUUCCCUUCAAGCGCGGCAUGCGUCUGGAGGUGGUGGACAAGGCGCAGAUCUCCCGGACACGCGUCGCUCUCGUGGACAGUGUGAUCGGCGGCCGGCUGCGCCUCACGUACAGGGACGGCGCCGGCACCGUGGCGACAGGCACGGCGGGGGGCGGCGCCGGGAGCGUGGCUGGUGGCGAUGAGGACGACUUCUGGUGCCACAUGCGCAGCCCGCUCAUCCACCCCAUCGGCUGGUCGCGGGCCGUUGGGCACCAGCACAAGAGCCCUGAAGGAGCCAAGAAACACGAUGGGAGUUCAGAUGCAGGGUCCUACUUGUUCCCCACUGUGAAAGAGAUGCCCCAGAAGCAGGAGUGCUUUCGGGAAGGAAUGAAGCUGGAAGCCAUCGACCCGCUAAACCUGUCCUCCAUCUGCGUGGCUACCGUUCGAAAGGUGCUGGGUGACAGCUUUCUGAUGAUCGGCAUCGAUGGCUCCGAGGCGGCUGACGGCACGGAUUGGUUCUGCUACCACUCCAUGUCGCCGUCCAUCUUCCCCGUUGGAUUCUGCGAGAUCAACCAGAUCGAGCUGGCGUCACCUCGUGGUUACAACAGGACACCGUUCAAUUGGUUUGAGUACCUGCGGGAAACCAGCUCUCCUGCUGCUCCAGUCAGCCUCUUCAACAAGGAAAUCCCAAACCACGGCUUCCGUGUGGGCAUGAAGCUGGAGGCGGUGGACCUGAUGGAGCCGCGGCUCAUCUGCGUGGCGACAGUCGUGCGCAUCGUCAACCGGUUGCUGCGCAUCCACUUUGACGGCUGGGAGGACGAGUACGACCAGUGGGUGGACUGCCAGUCCCCGGACCUCUUCCCUGUCGGCUGGUGUGAGCUCACGGGCUACCAGCUGCAGCCGCCCCUCUCCUCCGUGCCCGCUUCGCCCCACCCCGCUGGCGCAAAGCAAAAGAAAAAAACGAAAUCUGGCUACAAAGGACACAAGAAAAAGAGGAAAAUGGCGCUGGGUCGACGGCCCGUAGCCCUGGGGGGCCCGCAGCAGUCGCCAGGUUUGGUGUUGCGGUACCCGGCGGCCGGGGGCGGUGUCCGUGACGACGAGAGCACUGCAGCGCCGCCCCCGUGCAGGACGUUCCCGGCCACACAGGCGGUUGCGUCAGGGCGCGACGGCCUCGCCCUGGGCAGCGUGGACUGCCGAGCCGAGCGCAGGCCGGAGGGGCACGUGAUGGCAGUCAAGGAGGAGCCCAUGGACGCAGACCCCCCGUGCGGCGCGAGCGCAGCCUCCUCUUCCUCCAGCCUCGCGCUCUUCAGCACCAAGCAGGAGCCCUGAGCCCCCCCCCCCCCCUCUCGCCCCAAAUGGCGUGCGUCGCCACGUCGGCGAGACGGCACGGCAGCCGUCCCUCGCCCUGCCGCCCUGUGCCGCACGACGGCGCGCAAGGUUUUCGUUGGCACCUACGCGCCAGUGGUGGGCAUGUGGUGGGCACGUGGUGGGCACAUGGUGGCCGGUCGGUUUCUCCGUGGAGUUUUGACGCCGUGCCCGUUGCUCCACGGCAUUUGUCGGCGAUAUUCGUUGGAGCGAGACUGACGCCAGUUCUUUUUAGUGCUCAAAAGUGCCUGCGACUAUUCAAGGUGUGGAUUUCCAAUAUAGUGGCGUGCGAUUUUAGUGGUUGGGAGGCUCCCUUGGGUGAGCGUGAAGGGGCGAGUUUGCUUUUCUUAGUUUCUCCGCGGGGCACCUCCCCAGAAGAAAAGUCAAGUGCUCCUAAAUUAACUUUUGACGGUGUCCCCAAUUUGUGGCUUUGAAAUUGGGGGGUACAUUACGUUGCUGUGCCAGUAUGCUGAACCGUUUUGCCACGGGGGGGGGGGGGGGAAUUCUCGGCUGUUGUGGAAACGAUGAACUGCAAUCGAAGAGUUGCUUCACGACAAACAAACUGAAUGCGAGUUGCAGGUUCCACCAAGCCGGUCUUAUUCAGGCCUCGUGGCCAAUGCUAUGGGACGAAGACAAGUCGGCCAACAGGACCGUGCUGCGUACAUACUUCCCGUCUCUGCUGCAAUGCCCCUUGAAGGGCUCGAGGUGGGGGCAGGGGGGGAAGGGGGUUCAACGUUGGUGGCCGUUUGGUCGCAUUGUGUUUUUGAUUCAAGGGCGAGCGUUGACACUGGCGGUGCCGUUUUUCACGUGGACAUAUUUACAAACUGGAAAACAAACUCUUCUUUUGUUUAAAGCUGCAAGAGCUCGAGACCCACACGAUGAACUUGGAACUCUUGUAUAGACCCAUAUCCGUUGCAUCUAUUACAUUUAAAACAUUGGUCUACUUGUGUUUGGGACUUGGAACAAAAAUGACAGCCCAGACAUGGAGUAGGCAAUAAUGUGUAAUACCUUUUUUUGAAUUAAAUGUUUUUUAUGGUCUUGUGAAAUUCACCAUUUUUUUAUUUAUGUUUUUUUUGGUGACAUCGAAUCAUCCCAUUUAAAAUGUCUCCCUAAUAACUGUACAGAAUCGCGUACAUUUUUGCUACAAUAAAAAUGGCAUUUGGCUGUUAAGUUUAUAUCUCCUAGAGGAAGUAGAAUUUCUAAAUCUGAUUCCUAUGGUGCUUAUCCAGUACCGCCUUUUGUAGAAAACGGAGUGUAAAAUCUGAAAUAAGUCGAGUAUUUUUUCACAAUUGUUCUUGUACAAAUGGGGCCAAUGGCUUGAAAUACUUUAACAACAUUUGGGAAGACGGAAGAGAACACUUGGUCUGUUAAGAAAAAACAGUAGAUUAUUUUCUGUAGGGUUUUUGUAAGUUCUUGUGUUUUUGAUGAAUGUUUAGGGUUUGCUGUAAACGUGCACACGGUCUUUCAAAAAUGAGGGGCGUUUAAAUGUUAAAGAUUGUUCGGGGGGUCUCUUUUAAUGUUUUGCAUUGGAAACGAAAUAGUAUCUCACCACCAGCAUGAAGACUCUGGGCGGGCGAUUUAAUUUUGUUCUGCCGAAUGUAGCGACGCACUGCCGUAAUCCAGAAUUAAACUGCUGUGCAAGGCGCAGAUUGUCGGUCAAAGAAAGCCGUUUAAAAGCUGAGCAUGGCUUUUGCAGUGUUUUUGGAUUCGUUUAUGGCCGGGACAUCCGUUGCACGUACAAGUUUGACUGCUUAUUGCUUGAAGAGCACACGUGUAAUUGCCCUGGUUUUUUGAAAAGCCGUGUCGUAUCUCUAGUUUCAACUGAUUUUUGGUUUUCAUUGUUUGAGUGCCCUUUGAAGCGGUGGCGACGCCGAGUCCUUGGGAGAGGUCAAAUAGCAGGCAGAAUGUUGUACCUGAAGUGCACGGCACUGAAUGAUACCAGUUUGUAUUCAAGUGUUUCCUUUCACAGCGGUGAUUGGGGCAUCCAUCCUGUGGUAAAACAUUUUGGUUUAACAGCAGAGGUAGUAUCCCAUCGGCGGGCACGACAAUCCAUGUUGUUGGCUCUGCUCGGAUUCAAAUUAAGUGACCAGUGAAUGGGUGUUCUGAAGUUGGCUCUCAAUCAAAAUCUGCAAAAGGCUGGACCCAUUGGCCACUAGGUGGUAAAGAGCUUCUAUAUCCAUGCCAAUAAUCGUACCUGAUUAUGUACGCAAGUAUCUUGAACUUCUUUUGCACCGUACGUAGCCAACCGUGCUAAUCGUGUUUUGCAUCUCAAUGGCAAUAUAUAUAUUUCCAACGUUAUUCAUGAGUAUGUGAUUGUGCAAAUGCAAUUCUUCGAUAACAGGUGGUGAGGUUAAAACGGUCAGCCUCGCAUGAUUAGUGAUAGCUCUGAUUUGAGAACACCUGUUGAGCGUUUUGCAGAAUGUAAUGUAUCUGUGAAUCCACAGACAUGCAAUGUAAUUUGGAUUUAUAAAGUGUCUGAAUGUGACUGCAUCUCAAGGAACUUUAAGAAAUGAGGUAGCCUGAAAUUCUGAGCAGAUUUUGAAGUACAAAAACAGGUUAAAGUUGCUUGCUGUGGCAAUAGAUUUCAGUGGAAGUGCCAUUUUAAUUUCUCAAUUUAUGAUUCCCUAAACCAGCCCUUGCUGGCUGGCGUAGUGAAAUAUGGUCGAACAAACCCCAUUGACCUCUACAGGUGUCGGGAGGCCUUCAUCCAGCAGUGGAUUGACCGGGCCUUGUAAAAUGGAUCAUUUUUAUUGAGUUCGCAUUGGGGGUGAUUUGCAGACAUGAGCGUGGCCUGGUGAAGCUCACAAAGGUAGAAAGAAGACCUGCCGAUGGUGACCAGAGGAUGAGAUUUUAGUAAGGACUGGCGAUCCGCAUGGAGUUGCUGUACAGCAGUGCAUUGCACAGCAUUACAACUAAUAUGUGCAAGACAUUCAUCCUCAGGAAAUAAGUCUAAAGUUUCAAAUGUAGAUCACACUACAUUUUUAGUUUUUUUUCUGGCCGGUUGGCUUAAAGUGGCACGCACCAAAUUUCUUCAAAUGUCAAAUAUGAAAUUGUGAAACUUUCCAAUUGUGCGUGCGUCUUUGUCCAUCGGGGAAUCUGGACGGUAUCGUCGCACUUCGCCACUGGCCCUCGCGAGGUUUGCCAAAGCCCCCUCCCUUGCCCCCCCCCCCCCAUCCUAUUCCACAAACGAGGGCAGGCAGGAGACUGGGGGAGAGACACGGGGUGAGAGAGACACGGUGAGAGAGAUAUGGAUGUCGCGGGGUUCGUGCUCGGGUCGGCAUGGCAAGGAAUUUGAAACGGCCGAAUGAAAAUCUUUCGACGAAAACAACCUUAUUGCGACACGUUUAACCGUUCGCUCCUUUUCCAAGUUGAAGUACGCACUCAUUUUCUGCGGAACUAUUCCUUAUUUUUGUAUUGUAACAACUUGCAGAGAAAUGCGUAGGAAGGGACAUUGAACGAGAUUUUUUUCUGAAAACUUUUUAUUUUAUCCUAUUUUUUUUCUUCGUGAGUUUAUUAUUGACCCGAAUUGUGAACGGCAGGAAAGCAUUACCUUGUACAGAAAUACAACACGCAACUACACUGUCGUGAAUUCCAUCCAGUCUUAUCCUAUAGGACUGUAUAAUUUUUCAAACAUACCAAAUACAAAGUAAAUAACAAUUAUUGUAACAAUACUUAAUAAUCCUUGACAUGUCAUACUUAUUAAUACAUUUAACGUUGUACAUAACUGUGUCUUUACAGCAUUGAACACAAUUAGUGUUUAUUUUUGUACAUUUAAUAUCGCAGAGAUGAUAAAAAAAAUAACAAAGAAAACUAAAAAAAACUAAAAUAGCUGAAUGAUAUGUUAGACCUUGCGUGAAGAGAUCUUUGAUCCAUUACCAGGUUUAGAUUUCGUAUUUAAAUCUCUCACCGUUGGCAGCUAUUUGAGGUCGUUGGUGGCUCACCUGCUGUAGUUCAGGUGGACUAAUGUAACUGUGAAUAUCCUCAUUUGUUUUUCACACUUUGGAGUAUUGUGAUGAUGAUAAUGUCAUGAUUGAUAUACUUUCUGCUUUGAAUUAACGUGAAGACAAAGUGGGUGGUAUUAAUAUUUCAAUAUUUUUGGUUUUGUCGGCUCCCAUGGUUGUGUUCAAGUGCUGGCUGAUUUUGUGGAUAAAAUAUUUUCUGCGUAUCUCUCGUUUCGUUGAACGGUGAAGGGUUGUCGCCGCUUGCCAGCUACAUCCAUCGCAAAAUCUCCACGGUCCGCGUGUGCUUUGAGUCCUCCGACCUUGGAAGAAUAAUUCUGUUUAUAAUUGUUUUUUUGUUGUCAAUUGUUUGCAUGAUGGUCUCGGUUAAAGGGCUUUCCAACCGACAAUGCCGUGCGUCGAUAAACUUGCUUGCACCUCGCGCCAUCCGAUACAGCGAUGUUUAGUUUUUGUUCACCUUUACCUGACUCCACGUGGGUGCAGAUGUCAUGGCUGCCCGGUUGGGGACGCUUCGUCGUAGCGAAUGGAUUUUGAGAGUCUACUUUCUUUUUUUAUAGCAAAGUUAAUGUUGCAAGCAAGACAAAAAACCGAGGUAAAUGGGCAAAACGUUCUGCCUCGCCUACGUUGAAUGGUUGGAAGGCUCUGAUGUGAAUACUGCACCGCGGUGUGUGGCCACUGCUACACAAUCACGUGGAGUUAAUGCGCAUCGACGCUCCUGUCGGCCACGUGGUUUACUCGUUCAUUAUUUGGAGUGGAAUGAGCUGAAUUGUGUUCGGCCGAUGAUUGCAUGUGAACACACUGCAUAGCUAGACGAUCUUUAUUUUUGGGUGAAUUCCAGCGUUUCUUCAUUCGCAGGUUAAUGAGAGGUAAUUGAUGCCAUUUCCGUGAAGACACGUAUCUUUUGUUUGUCUUCUCGAAAAAGUUUCGUUUUGAAAUUACAUUGACGACUUCAGACCAAGCAGUGUGGCUGUAAGGGGUGAUUGCAGGGCAAGUGACACCUGUACAGAAGGAGACAACGACGAGACGAAUGCAACCAAGGCUUGGUCAUUAACAGACUUUUUAAACGUGCCGUGCAUUUGAAGGCAGGGGUCGAUGUAAUUGGCUCUGGAAUUCCUCGAUCACGAAAUGCCCCCGCUCUCCAAAAAAAAAAACUUUUACACCGUUUACCAUGCAGUUGUGACGGUUCACAGAGUAACUGUUUAAGAUUUAAAUUAAUAAUUUUGUGAUGCUGCGUUGGUGCAUGAGCACCAAAAAAAACCUCGACACGCUCAAUAACGUUGCCUUAAAAAGCAAGGUACAUAAUUUACAUUAUUAGUCAUCGGUAUUAUAAUACAUUUCCUAUUUGAUGCAGUGUUAUUGACGCAAGCGCUGAGUUUUUAUUUCAAUGUGUCUUUUAACAUCUACACACUUCAGCAUUUGAAAUGUAGGCUUUUGCGACCAAUAUCCAUACUGUAUAUGUUUUUUUGGGGUUAGAUUCUGUAAAUUUGUGGCGGUGGGUUUAACGACACAUUUAUAUUUACGCGAUCCAACCCCAAAAAAUGUUAUGGACUUAAGUAUUUCAUUGAUUUUUUUUAUCCUCCUGCUUACCUCUCCUGCAAACCAUGCUAACUGGGUUAUUUUAGACUUUCAGGGCCCACGUCGUUGCUUCAUAUCCUCGUGAAUGAGAUCUGAGAGGGUGCUGCUGUUGGUGAAUUGCCCAGCCUGUCCCUCUGCGUCGAACUCGGCCACCCGAGUUCGAUCCCCGUUCACGGCCAGCACCAGUGACGAUUGUCUGAAGCGCCUCCUGGGCCUCCCCUACGUCGACUAGGCCUCCAACGAGAGUACCUGGUGCGGUGUUUAAACGUCGCCACCUUGGGAGGCGGAGGCGGUCUGGCGUGGUGCUGGCCAUCCACCCCUCGUGCGCCGUGCCGGCCUUAAUAGGUGCUCGCUAACAGCACUUGCCCCAACAAUCUGUUGAGGCUCUAAGGGGGAUCUUUGUCUUGUCCUCUUGCGUUGAUCCAUUAAACCCGAUUACCUCGACACCAUUGCGCUGUUGGCUACCGGCUUGUGGUUGCUGCCAUCGACUGCCAAGAGAGGCCUGAUGUUGGUGCCCUGUGCCUGGCUCGUCUGGGAGUUGGGGGUAAGAACAUUGCAUUUGGCUGAGACACGUCCAGCAAAUCGCAUAAAUGAUCAAUUAUAUGUGAUUCCUUGAUGCUGUAUGGGAUCGCCUUCAACCGCGACAAGCACUCGUGCGCCACGAUGUGAAAGAAAAUGAAACUAACGUCGUUUUUAAUCCAUGUUUUGUUUAUUUGAGGACUUUGAAAUAACAAUGAAAUGCGCUGUUGUGUUUUAAAUCUCGUUUUAAAGUUUAUUUUCCCCCCACGGAAAUCAAAAAAAUUCAUUGCAAGUAGUGACGUCUCUAUUCUUUGGGUCUUUAGGUAAAGUCAUGUAGAUGGGUUCAAAAUAAUAAAAAAUAAAAAAACUACUAUGAUGACGAUCGCUUGUGUUGUGAUCGAAACGUAGUUUUUUUUAUAAAACCUAUCUACGUGAUUUUACCGAAAGACCCAAAGACGAUGAAUUCCUGCAGUCACGAAAGCUUUAAGUCAAGAUUUAGUGACGUUUUCUGUUUGAGAGCGCCCCCCCAUGUUCGUUGCUGCAUCACCCGUGGGCAAUUGCGUUUCAGAGAAAAGUUGUUUCUCUGGGUCAUCGAGACAAGCGUGGUGGUGACGAUGUUUAAUGAGAGACGUUUGGGUGUGGUUCACUAGCCAGCAUGAGCGUUGCUUGAAUCGUACUGACAUUAGGCCAGCCAGGGUGCUCUGGUACAUUAGAAUUCUACAGUACAACUUUGGUUACAAAUAAAGUUUCUGUGCAGCAACGUGGAAACUUUUGUGGUCCAUUGGUACGUCCUAUAAUUGAGCUCGCUUUGCCAUGCUUGGCUGCAUAUUAGUCCAAAGCAGCUCAACUUGAGCUGAAGCGUAAUCCGGUCUCUGCUCAGGUCCUGGGCACUGCUGUUGGCUAUUAUUCAAUCCCCAGUAGUUCCGUACUGCUCCAGUGAAGUUAACCGUUCUGGAUAGAAUUCAGUUCGACUUGACAUGGCUAUGCGCUAAUGUUCACUGGUGUACGGCACUGAUUUAGUUGUACAUCGGUGACGUUGCUCUCCAAUGUCAUUCACUGGUGUGACUAUAGCACGGUGAGUGCUUGUGUGGAGGCUUCCCUCGCUUUAUGCGGUAGAUGCUUUCCAAAAAAAGGGGCGCACAAAGCGAACCACCGACCGUGGACCGCAGUCACCCGACCCACAAUGCACCACGUGACAGUCGGUACACACACACACACGAGGUUGUCCCACGUGCGACCACACAUGGGUGAAUUCAAAUCGCCGCACGGCGUCAAUGUGAAGUGGAAAUCGGUCGCAAACAGAACCCGCAAAGAGCGAGGGAAACCUAAACUGCAUGUGGUCCCGACCGCCUUCUGACAUUCAGCAGUGUGAUAUUUAGUUUGGCUUUUUUUUUAAACGUGGAAAUAACAGAGGCAAGCGGGUGUUUUGCAUUCGCUAUGACCGACCUGACAAUAUGCUGGGCUACGUUUUUACUUUACAUAAUUUCUCGGCAAAGGCCCAGCUGAAUUCAACUUGGUGUUAUGUCCAGGUGAGGUUAAAGCGAUUUAAGAACACGUCAUAAUGUGUGAUGUCUUUAUGUGCAAACUCCGACCGAAUUUCCUGAGUGACACACGGUAUGAAGUGAAAUACGGUGGAGCAAACUUGAGCAAGGAACAGCAUUGUAAAAGAAACCUGUUAUCGACAAAUGGCGCAACCUCAGCUGCCGCUACUCUGAAUGCACUGGCAAGUUCUAGUUUUCUGACUUUGUGGGUGCUCUGCGUGUACGUCUCCGUGUCUAUAAUGCGCGUCUCGUUUACCGCCACCUGCUGUGUUAUCGCUCCCUUUUGAUUGAUUUUGCACCUAAAACGGGCUUUGUAAACCGUGGAUUUCAAAUGCGCUCACCCAGCCUCGCCGAACACUGCCGAUGGCUGUGCACGAUCGAUGCCGGUGUCGUCGCCGCUAUGCAACUCUGAGAUGUGCGCUGGGAAGAGGUUGCCAUUGUCUUCGGAACAAAUGCAGGUGCGUGCAAGAAUCGAUCAAGAUUCGGAUGGAAGAUUUGUACUCGUGCAUUGCCGGAUCGAUUAUUUUGCAGUCGCAAAUGUACGUGUAAAGAAAUCUAGAACCACGGUGUAUAUAUCAUAAUUAGGUAAAGUUUUUUUUAUUUACAGCAAACUACUAAAUUAUCGCCAAAGUUAACAGGUGCAAUUUAGUUUCUAUGGUAUUUUUAAGCUGCUGUGCUUCAAAGACCAGAUUCUAUCCAACCCCCUGUCACUUGCAUGUAAGUUCACAAGGUGCACGUGUGCAUUCUCCAUAUCUAUACACGGCACACACAACACAUCCACACGCACGUGCUUGACCAGCAGUCUGCAACUGCAUCCUCUCUCUUGUCAUCACACAACACGAAGCCGUGUACAGCAGUCGGUUCAUCUUCAACAGCAGUGGUUCCCAACCCCGUGUUGGAUCCUGGGAUAGUGGAGAGUUCGCGCAUGAAAUCUGCUGAUUUUGUGAAAUGAUUUUGAAUCGACACGAGUUGCGCCGACUUCCCAUGGCCGCACACCAUGUGACCAUGCAUCACGUGCUCUGCUUUCGCCCCCCACGGCCGUGGAACUCUCCAUCCCUUUGCACAUCCGCAACAUCGGAUGCCUCUCAUCUGUCUCGGCCCGGCUCGUCGAGCAGCCCUGAGCUUGGCUGCGCGCCUCCGAGUUGCUGCCUUGUCUCGGUUCGCGUGAUCUCGUGCUUGGAUGCGUCUCACCCCCAGGCUUUGUCCCCCGUUUCGGUGAUGCCGCCCCAUCGCUUCACGUGUUUGAGCCAUGUGCGUGCGCUUCUUUUUGAGCCCACCUCCCCCGUGCCAGAAGUAUAGCUGAUUUGCAACUGACUCACUCACGCACACACCCAAUUAGAACUACUGAUUAUUUCGACUACCUCUUAACACGUGUUUAUGGGACGUGUCAUUGCUUCGGCAAAUCGAGCAAUUUGCGACGUCGCCUUGCGAGUUGGCGUUUCACAGUCGUGGCACGUUCGCCGAGAGCCCCGCGCGGAUACGCCGGUUUGUGAAAGCCACAGCUACUUUGAGUUUCCAUAACGUGGCGUUGUUCAUUGCCCGAACUGUUGGGUAAUCGACACCGCUGUUCUUGGAGCGUUCCACAUGAACGCAAGCCGCACGUGUCCGCGCCCUGUCACGGCGCGUAGGGCGGUGUGAUGUCAGAAUCAGUAUUCGUGCUGGAGGAUUCCUAUGAGCUAUGAAGCUCUUUCACAAGUCGGGUCGAGAACGACAUAAACACGGCGCACAACGCGCCACGUGAGGACGAGGCGUUUGAAGGCUGCUGGACUCCCGUUCUCCGCGUUUGCGGUGCGCUUUUUGUUUUUGCGUUGCUCACGUCCGCGCGGAUCAAGUUGCGUGCCCACAACUUGGGCCGUCGGCAGGACUUACACUUGCAUCCGUUCCCCGUGUGUUGUACAUACUGUUACGGGAAUAGUUUGGAAAUGCAGCGUUGUGUUUUUUCUAACACAUUCAAUGUUUGGAUGAUGAACGGGGCCGCUUGAAGCGAGGUGCGUGGGGAGGGAGGAGAGCAGGAAAUCUGAGUGUUCACAGAUAUUUUUCCGCAGCAGGUUUUAUUUUUUUAUAGCAUGUAGAAUUGGACAUAUAUAGUGAAACAUUUUGUAUGUACUUGAAGUUAACAAGAGGUAUACAAAGGUGCUGUUUGUCACGGUAGUUUUGGGUUGGAUAUUGAAAUAAAAAUUUGAUUGUUAAAGUCCCAUUUACUUCUUCAAACGUGGAAUAUCGAAUCCUCUUUCUAAGCUCAGAAAUGAGGGUGCAAUUAAAGUGUUUCCUUGUCCAUUCGUCAAAUGGCUCUGCUCUUUUCUGCAGUGCCGGUGUGAGCAGCUGCUCCCGUUCAAAGUGAUCUCUUGAGCAUUGAGGCAGCAAUGCUCGUGGCUUGGAGAUGUUGACUACCUCGCCUGGCAUGCAGGAGGUCGUGGGUUUAACCCCGACCCUGACGCCUGCUAUAUGUUUGGAGUUGGCUUGCUCUUCCCGUGCUCGCGUGGAUGUUUUUCCCCUCCACAUUUAAAAUCAACAUCACGCGCGAAGAUAAUUUGGCUGCUAUGAAUGUACACGUGAUAAGCCACUUGGUCGAGUUAUCAUUUUUGGCCAGGCCACCACUGAAAAAGAGAGAUAUAGCUCCGUGGGCCCUUACAUGGUAAAAUAAAACAUAGUUCAUAGUUUAGUUUUCUGUUUAACACGUAGGCUUUCACGACCAAUAUCCAUAAGAGGUUUUUGGGUUAGAUCGCG
This is a messenger RNA of Lethenteron reissneri (Far Eastern brook lamprey), 12670 nucleotides long. RefSeq names its product mbt domain containing 1 (gene MBTD1). Gene Ontology annotation, molecular function: zinc ion binding; chromatin binding. Gene Ontology annotation, biological process: negative regulation of DNA-templated transcription. NCBI's taxonomy places the organism in Eukaryota, Metazoa, Chordata, Hyperoartia, Petromyzontiformes, Petromyzontidae. The record is from RefSeq and is a predicted model, not a curated record. Gene Ontology annotation, cellular component: nucleus.